ACGAUAAAAUGGCGCACGAGGCUGGCGCAAUGGAAGACGGGCAGCUUUCUGAUUCGGAUUCCGACAUGACUGUCGCGCCCAGUGACAAGCUGCUGCAGAUGCCGAAAGUUCUAGGUGGAGACAUUGCAGCGAGACCCUUCCAGAAUACAACGGCAGCAUGUGCACCAGUAUCACAUUAUCGAACUGUUACAAAUGUGGAUUCAAGCGAAGACAGUUUUUCUGAUUCUGAUGAUGACAACUCUAUUUGGAAGCGCAAGCGACAGAAGUGCUUUAAUCCUCCUCCCAAACCAGAGCCAUUUCAGUUUGGACAGAGCAGCCAGAAACCUAGUGCUGCUGGAGGAAAGAAGAUUAACAACAUAUGGGGUGCUGUCUUGCAAGAGCAGAGUCAAGAUGCAGUGGCCAGUGAACUUGGUAUCUUGGGAAUGGAGGGAACUAUUGACAAAAGCAGACAAUCUGAGACCUACAAUUAUUUGCUUGCUAGGAAACUUAAGAGGGAAUCUGAAGAGCAUACGAAAGAAUUAGACAAAGAGCUAAAUGAAUAUAUGCAUGGUGACAAAAAAAGGGAAUCAAAGGAAGAGGAAAAUGGGCAAGGUCAUCUCAAAAGGAAACGACCUGUCAAAGAGAGACUAGGGACCAGACUAGAAAUGAACUAUAAAGGCCGAUAUGAGAUCUCAGAGGAGGAUUCUCAAGAGAAAGUGGCUGAUGAAAUUUCUUUCAGGUUACAAGAACCAAAGAAAGAUCUGAUCGCCCGAGUAGUAAGGAUAAUUGGGAACAAAAAGGCAAUUGAGCUUCUGAUGGAAACUGCUGAAGUUGAACAAAAUGGCGGCCUUUUUGUAAUGAAUGGUAGUCGAAGAAGAACACCAGGUGGAGUUUUUCUGAAUCUCCUGAAAAACACUCCUACUAUCAGUGAGGAACAAAUUAAGGACAUUUUCUACAUUGAAAACCAAAAGGAAUAUGAAAAUAAAAAAGCUGCUAGGAAGAGGAGAACACAAGUGUUGGGAAAAAAGAUGAAACAAGCUAUUAAAAGUCUAAAUUUUCAAGAAGAUGAUGAUACAUCACGAGAAACAUUUGCAAGUGAUACAAACGAGGCUCUGGCCUCUCUCGAUGAGUCACAGGAAGGACAUGGAGAAAGAAAGUUGGAUUCAGAGGAAGCGAUUGAGGUUGAUCAUUCUUAUGAUAUAGAUAUCUUUUGAUGAUUUAGACAUUUUGGACAUUUGGACAAAUAAAUAAGCCUUUUUAAAAUAACAUUGUAAUAAUAACUUCCUACUAUGAAUGCUCUGUUGUACUUUGCACUGAAAAUCUGGAG
Chrysochloris asiatica (Cape golden mole) is the source of this 1306-nucleotide messenger RNA. It is a transcript of the gene PHAX, whose product is annotated as phosphorylated adaptor for RNA export. Gene Ontology annotation, cellular component: nucleus. Gene Ontology annotation, biological process: snRNA export from nucleus. The transcript is spliced from 5 exons. NCBI's taxonomy places the organism in Eukaryota, Metazoa, Chordata, Mammalia, Afrosoricida, Chrysochloridae. Bases 9 to 1193 code for a protein of 394 amino acids. The record is from RefSeq and is a predicted model, not a curated record.